AUUAGAAUUGGAAUUGAAAUUGAAUUUGGAAGUGGAAGAUUAGAUUAGAGUCGGAAUCUCCAGUCUCUACAGAAUUAUACUGCGACACGGAUCAUCAAUUUCGCUCGUCUUGCAAUUGUUGUAACUGUGCUUAAAAAAUUUGAAGCUUCGGUUGAGAGGCACUCGCUGCCAUUGACAGUUCGCCGUGGGAAGCGCCGGCCGGACGGCGGACAGGGACAAUUUCAACAACUCUCGGGUUGUCGGCCGAUUUACCAGAUUCCUUCGAUCAGUCUUGAGUACCGUUCCGGGAAAGAUUGAAUUUGUUCUUACUGAAGUGUGGGGUCGGGCGAGAAUGCGUUUCAAUCCGGAGGAGGUCUGAUUCGCACCAACCAUGUGGCUUUCCUCCCUCUGGAGACCCAGAAAUCGUUUCUCUUUGGAUGAGCUCAGAUAUCUAACCGAGCAGUUGAUGAAGAUUCAAGUUGUUAAUGAAGCUAGCAAGGAUUUUGUCAUUGAGGCAUUGAGAUCAAUAGCAGAGUUAAUAACUUAUGGAGACCAGCAUGAUUCAGCCUUUUUUGAGUAUUUCAUGGAGAAACAGGUCAUGGGGGAGUUUGUCCGUGUACAGAAGAUUAGCAGAAGUGUUACUGUUUCUGUUCAGUUAUUGCAAACCAUGGGCAUUAUGAUCCAAAACCUGAAAAGUGAACAUGCAAUCUAUUAUAUGUUCAGUAAUGAACACAUUAACUACCUAAUAACUUAUUCCUUUGAUUUCUCCAAUGAAGAGCUUUUAUCUUACUACAUAUCUUUUUUGAGAGCUAUUAGUGGAAAGUUGAACAAGAAUACAAUUUCUUUGCUGGUUAAGACAAAUAAUGAUGAAGUGGUUGCUUUUCCUCUGUAUGUUGAGGCGAUACGACAUGCUUUCCAUGAAGAGGGCAUGAUUCGAACUGCUGUACGUGCUUUGACUCUGAAUGUUUAUCAUGUUGGCGAUGAAUAUGUCAAUAAAUAUGUCAGCAGCACUCCUCAGGCAGAUUAUUUUCUGAAAUUGUUUAAAUUUUUCAGAGAACAGUGCAUAAGUUUGAAUGCAUUAGUGUUGGAUUCUGCAAAGAGCAACACCCCAGAAUCAGCUUCCACCACUUCUUCUGCCAUAGAUGAAAUUGAAGACAAUCUCUAUUACUUUAGUGAUGUUAUUUCUGCUGGGAUUCCUGAUGUUGGGAGGUUAAUAACUGACAGCAUUUUGGAGCUUUUAAUUUUUCCUUUGCUUCUCCCAGCAUUGAGGAGAGAUGCCAUUGAUGAAAAAAAGAUGGGUGCUGUAACUUCUCUAUAUUUACUUUGCUGCAUUUUGCGCAUACUGAAAAUUAAAGAUUUGGCAAAUACUGUUGCUGCUGCUCUUUUCUGUCCUGAAGAAGCUUUUUUACUAAAUUCUGAAGUGAAACUCAAUGGGCAUGUGCCUGGUUAUGGUUUUUCGGAUGAAAACCAAAACCCAGAAAAAGAUGAUCUUAGUACAGAGAUGCUCUCUGGACGUUUAAGAGAUACAAUAUUGAACUCAUCUAGUUCUGCAGAAAUUUACUCAGAGGAUGAUGUCCGACAACAUCAUUCUAAAGGUUCGCAGUCAGCUUUAAGGGAGGCUUUGCUUUCUUAUGUUUCCACUGGUGAUGAUGUUCAAGUUUUAGGUUCUUUGAGCUUAUUGGCUACACUAUUACAAACAAAAGAGCUUGAGGAAUCAAUGUUGGAUGCCCUAGGAAUUCUUCCACAACGCAAACAACAUAAAAAACUCUUACUGCAAGCUUUGGUGGGUGAGGGAUCAGGUGAGGAGCAGCUUUUUUCAUCAGAAAGUAACUCAGGGAAAGAUGGCAUCACUAGUGAACUUGAUAGCUAUUUACGAAGGCUAAAGCAGGAUCAGUAUGGAUUGCCGUGUUCUUUGUCAGAAAUUGGAUUGAGCCCCAGUAUAAACAGAUUUCAAGUGCUCGAUGCAUUGGUCAGUCUUUUCUGCAGGUCAAAUAUUUCUGCAGAAACAUUAUGGGAUGGUGGUUGGCUUUUGCGCCAGUUGCUUCCUUAUAGUGAGGCGGAGUUUAAUAGCUAUCAUCUCAAAUUGCUCAAAGAUUCGUACCAGAAUUGUACUAGUGGCCUUCUUGGGGAGACUAGAGGAACUUGGUGUGACCUACUUGUAACACUCCUCUGUGAUGAUUGGAAGAAGUGUAAAAAAGCAAUUGAGGCUUCAUCCCCUCAGAGAGAGCCCAAGUGCUUGCUAUUCCCAUCCCGGCAGUGCUCAUACACAGGACCUACAUUGGGUGAAUCAUCCUUUACUGCUGGAGAAAGAUUGUAUGAGUUGGUGAAGGUGUUUGUACUUCUUUAUCAACUACGGACUUUCUCUGUUGGUGGAGCUUUGCCUGAUCAACCACCUAUCCAGUUGCCAACUGAUGUCCCCGAGAAGUAUCGAGCCAAAAGCGCAGGCCUGGAUGGUUUCAGUCCAAAACCAGGUGUUGAAUUAAAGCUUGUUGAUGCAGUGCCCUGUAGAAUUUCAUUUGAGAGAGGUAAAGAACGCCAUUUAUGCUUCCUAGCAUUGUCUGUUGGCACAUCUGGGUGGAUUCUUCUUGCUGAAGAAUUACCAUUGAAACAGCAUUAUGGAGUUGUUCGUGUUACUGCACCUUUGGCUGGCUGUAAUCCAAGAAUAGACGAAAAACAUUUAAGAUGGUUGCACCUUCGGAUCCGCCCAACCACCUUUCCAUUCAGGGAUACCGCUAAAUGUGCUACCCAAGGAAAGCUCAAGACAAAUACUUUGGUUGAUGGGAGAUGGACCCUGGCAUUUAGGGAUGAGGUUUCCUGCAAAUCUGCCAUGUCUAUGAUUAUUGAAGAGAUGAAUUCACAAAGCACUGAGGUGGAGAGAAGACUAAAAACUUUGCUUGACCAUGGACAUGGAGCGGGGGAAAAUUUAUCAAACCCACCUUCAAGUACUCAGCGUCUGUAAGUUAUGUGCCAGUUUGAGUUCCCACCCAUAAUAUAAUAGCUUCACGUUAUGGGAUGGUAAUGUAUUUUGAGGGCCCAACCUCUUGUAUAUGUCGAGUGAGAAACCGUAGGCAUACAAAUGUAAAUUAGAGUAUGCAGUUAGUUCCAUUCUUUGUACAUUAAUUGCUCUCUCUCUCUCUCUCUCUCUCUCUCUCUCUCGUGUGGAAGUUGUUAACAGCAUUGAAGCCUCAUUCUUUAACAACUUAGCCCGGCUGUGCCUUUUGCUUUCUAAUUUGUAACCAUUGUAGCAUUAAUAUAUAAUAUAGCUGAGGCUACAUUUGUAAUUCUCUCUCUCUCUCUCUAUCUCUUUUGUCAA
This is a messenger RNA of Diospyros lotus (date-plum), 3292 nucleotides long. RefSeq names its product protein TRANSPARENT TESTA 9. Gene Ontology annotation, biological process: endosomal transport; regulation of autophagosome maturation; endosome to lysosome transport. The record is from RefSeq and is a predicted model, not a curated record. The transcript is spliced from 21 exons. The coding region runs from base 371 to 2938 and encodes 855 amino acids. Lineage: Eukaryota; Viridiplantae; Streptophyta; Magnoliopsida; Ericales; Ebenaceae. Gene Ontology annotation, cellular component: endolysosome membrane; late endosome.